CGUGUGGAAUAAAUUAACGGGAACGAGUAACGUUUAGUUGGUACGCAAACUACGAGUGGUACAGUCCGUAAGAUAAAAGUGCAAGCUCGAUUCCGUUUUGAGAGAACGAUAUCCCACGUACAUAUUCCGUUCGUGACACGUUUUUCCUUCGUUAACUCGGCUUCUUUCGUAAUCUACACGAUUGAUUGUGCCUCGAGACAGACUCGAAAAAAAGUGCAGGUUCGCGGAAGUCACGCCCGAGCAUGAGAAAGCAUAGUUUAAUAACAAGGCUUUCUUCAAGACAAAUUUGACUCCUCCAUUUUUAUCAAUUUUAGGAUUUUAUUCUGAUUCGAAGAGUGUUUGGGAAUUUUCUAUAUUUGUGGACAAGAAGUAGCUUCAUCGACGACGCCAGCGGUAUUUCAUAUGCCAACAAUGGCAAUGCAGAAGAUGAGAAGACAAGGUCAAGACGUGAUGCAGGUGAAUUUGGCAGGUAUUAGGCGAGACAUCGUUAAUCUUGCCCACAACUACAGCAAUGCACAGAAAGCUGUACGGAAAGCCACUAGCAAUGAUUCUUGGGGCCCAAGCACCACACUUAUGGCAGAAAUUGCUGAUUUGACAUACAAUGUCGUGGCUUUUACCGAAAUUAUGCAAAUGUUGUGGAAGAGAUUGAACGAUCACGGUAAAAAUUGGCGGCACGUGUACAAAGCUUUAGUUCUCCUAGAAUAUCUCAUUAAAACUGGAUCGGAAAAAGUUGCACAGCAAUGUAAAGAGAAUAUUUUUGCCAUCCAAACUCUAAAAGAUUUCCAAUAUAUGGAGGGAUCUAAGGAUCAGGGAGUGAAAGUACGAGAGAAAGCAAAGCAACUAGUGGCCUUAUUAAAAGACGAUGAAAGAUUAAGGAACGAAAGAGCUAGAGCACUAAAAGCAAAGGAACGAUUCGCACAAUCCGUUAGCGGAUUCGGGAGUGAUGGGUUAGAUACUAUGUCACCUGUGAGCAGUGAUUUCCAGGAUUGGGAACCAUGCCGCCUAGGGUCUGAAUCUACAGCUAGACGUGCAACUGAAUUGGAAGCUGCGAGGCCACAAACAGUGGGGGAAGAGGAAUUGCAGCUACAGUUAGCUCUGGCAAUGUCUAGGGAGGAGGCAGAGCAAGAAGAACAAAGAAGACGCAGCGACGACGUUAGAUUGCAGUUAGCCCUCAGUCAAAGUCAGCAGGAUUUUAAAGCCCCGCAAUCUGAGAAACAAAGUCAUGUACUAGAUUUGUUGGAUGUAAACUUGGGAGGAGAAGCAAGUGGAUCUACUGUACAAACUGAUCCUUGGGGUGUACCGAUUACGGCACCUUCCCCCAGACCACAGUCUUUGGACUUAUCUCAGUUUUAUGUGUACCAGCAACAGAAUGAUCCAUGGAGUGUUCCCACAACCAGCAGUACGUCGCCCGUAGUAGAUCCAUGGACUCCUGCUCCACCGCAAAGACCAACUGCUGCGAUCGAUCCAUGGCGAGCACCUGCACCGUCGCCUGUGCCAGUUACAUCUCCACCUUCGGCAGAUCCUUGGGCACUGGUAGCGCCUAACGCUGAAACCGAUCCAUGCAAAAAGCAGACUGGACGAGAAGGUUUAACAUCCGGAUCUCCGUCUUUCAGCAAUCCUACCUUAACGCAGAAUAUCGGUUUCGCUGCGCAGUCUCCGCAGAACAUAGGCUUCAAUUUGCCUACAACUUCGAGCGCUACUUUCAACCCUACUAGCAAUGGUUUCAAUGGGACUGGGCCUAGUUUUAACAACUUCUCAGCAGGAAAUCCGAACAACAAUUCUGCGACCAGUCCAUUGAGCGACCUAGACGAAUUUGACGUAAUUACUAACAGAAAUAAGCUCGGAUCUAGUCCACAGCCAGCAAAUAACGGAAGUGCACUGUCACCGGACCCGUUUGAUCUGGGAGGUAUGGCCGAAAAUCUUCCUAUUAGUACAGGAGCUAUUAAGAAAACGCCGCAGUCGUUUCUCGGAGAGAACUCCGCCCUGGUCAAUCUUGAUAAUCUUGUCAGUACUUCUACAACCAAGCCUGCGUCACCUACGCCUACAGCACCCGUGUCAUAUUCAGCAAAUCCAUUUGCGACGGCAACAGCACCACCUCGUCCUACGAUCAAUCAGAUUCGACAGGAUCCUUGGGCAGCGAAUACAACUACUACAGCGAAUCCGUUCCUCUCGUAGCUUGAUGAUAUAAUUGUCGAAGGCGUCGGUUAAAAUAUCCGGAGCACUGUCGUCUAAAAAGUAUUCGAGGUUUUUUAGCGGUAACCCUGUACGGUAUAAGUUUCUUGCUCGCUACGAACUACCUUUAUUUCGAGAUAUAAAUGACACAUACAAAUGACAGACGAAACGUCCUACAAAAAUAAAGUAUUCGGAAAACAUCCGUUUUAACAUUUGAAAGUAACAGUUGUCCUCUUUUACGAUUAAUUAGAGCGAUAACCGAUCUCUCUGGUCUUAAUUAAUGAAAAACAGAAGCGUGGAGGAAUGAAAUACACCGAUUUGUUUCAUUUAAUUCGCCUGAACUGAUAAUUGAAGUUUCCAAAGGAUACCGCUAACAUCGACAUUUAUUUCUACGUAGUAAUAUUCCUUUAAAAUCCACUAAAUAUUCAUUUCUUUUGCUGUUUAUUGGGCAAAAGUGUUUGUGUCCGUUAUGAUUGAAUCGCUUGUAUUUUUAUCGCGUAACGAUGAAUGAAUAAGGGAACUAACUCGAGAAAAGGUUAUACACAAGAUGCGAAAUGAAGUGACAUAAAAGGAUGUAAAUCGCUUACGCGCUCCCAAGGUAUAACUAGAUUUUAUAAGCACCUUUUUCAUAUAUAGUAUAUUUUUUAAGUGCGACUCGAUUUGGUAAUAGAAUAGGUCAUUGAACGAUAUUUUCCGUGGGCUAUACAGGAAUAACGUGAAGCGAAGUAACGGUUGGCGUCAGAAUCAGUUUCUUUGUCCAUCUAUUUAUAUACGUGUUUUUCUACGGCUAACGAGAUCGUGAGACUGUAAUCGUGAUUUGCAAAAGUAUAUUAUAUCGAACAGGGUUCGUCGGUUUAAGUUAUACGCUUUAUGUGACGCGUAUCGAUCGCGGUUCGUAUAAAUAUUCGCGACAUGGCAUGCCUUUUAAUCGAAACGAUCGGUAACGAUGUGGCUAAUACUCAUCUUGUUGAAAGAGAUGCGUGUGUUAGUAAUACGAUCUGUCGUUUGCUAAUGAUUUACUGGGUUUAGUAACACCUCGGAGUACUUGCGGACGAAACAGUUAAAGGCAGUAUCGCAGUUGCCAGAAGUAAUAUCGUCAUCUUUGGAUACCGUUUAAGUACACACGCAAUACGUACGAGCCGAAUUUAGUUAUGAAAUUUUACGUAUUUGGUUUCGGGCGACUGUUCAAUGUUACUCGCAUAGGCUUCAUGCACUGCAGAGAAUGAAACAUAGACGUAGCUGAUAUGCAUUUUCCUAUCGGUGAAAAGUCGCUGUUGAAUUAACUCGGAGCGUUCUUAUGAUUUUACGGAAGGUCGUUAUCGAUGCUAUAGGUUGUGUUGGUUUACGCGAGAAAUUGAGAAUUCUAUGAAUUUUCGGUGAACACUUUUCCAGGCAAACCGGGGUAUCCGACUGUAAGAUUUAACGAACCAACAUGAUCUUAGGAGGAUUAUGUGAAGAGCAUUAGCUUUCGUUGUACGCGAAACAAUUUACAAUUGUACCUUGAUUUAUAUAAAGAAACAAACAAAACAAAACAAAAAAAAAAUUGUAAAUAUGUUACAGCAUAUCGUUCCCCAAUUGUCAAGUCUCUUUUGUCCAUCUAUAGUCGAUAUAGUAGAAUAUUCUAACGAAGCCUGAAAGUGUUUUCUAACAUCUUACGCGUUGUUUCCCCGGUUUUUUUGGGGGGGAGGGAGUAUGGGGGGGGGGGGACAUUGCUGAGUUCGUUAUUUUACAUCCAUACUUUUCACAUUCGAGCGAGUGAGACUAUCAAUGACCACUCCAUGAACACCGGUAUGAUGUUCGUCUUUCUUAACGAUGGUAGUCGAUAAUCAAAAUAUGUAUUUAUUAGUAACGUUUUUAAUGAACUACUUUCCAAGGUAGUGUCGAUACCAACUCAGCAUUUCGUUUUUAAAACUAUUAACGCAUUUUACAAUUUUUAUACGAGAAAACAGUUUCGUGGAUUCAACGAUUGGCAAAGGGGAACUGUAUUUGCCUGCUUGUCCUAAGUGAAUCAUACAUGAAUUGUACGCGAUUUAAAUUUCUGUUAUAAGUAAAUAUCGCUUAAAUAAUUCCAUUGUAUUAUUCUUCAUUAAAUUAAUUUGUUUCUUUAUGCAUUUUCAACAUACUUGCUUAUAUGAUUGAAAUUGUAUAUUUAAUAUGUAUUUAUCCAGAUGUUCGCGAAAAUAUGAAGUUAAGCAGUAAGGGUGGGAAGUCACUUUGAUACACGCAAAAUGAUGUACACCGACGUACAAUGAUCUGCAUUCACUGCUUUUUAUAGGGAAGCCACGAUACUUAGUCAUCGUAUCUGCUAAAUGUGCAAUUUAACGUCUACGAUCUUUUUCUUCGAUUUGUUAGUCGUUUACACUUGUUAUUUGUAUCUUGCAAAUAUGUAUUUUUAACAUACGAAAACGAAUAAUUGUUACUCUUCUGCAUGUUAACGGUGUGAUGCACACGCUUCAUUUUUACGCGAACAAUGGAACACUGUUUAGUUUUUAGAGUUGGUGUAAGUGCAGAAAAAAUUCAAAGGACAUUUAUGAAUGAAUAUUAUAUAUUUUAGUAGAUUAUAUUAUUAUUAUUAUAUUAUUAUUAUUAUUAUUAUUAUUAUUAUACAAAUAAAUGUAAAAAUUUUUAAU
This is a messenger RNA of Hylaeus anthracinus, 4802 nucleotides long. RefSeq names its product epsin-2 (gene lqf). Gene Ontology annotation, molecular function: clathrin binding; phospholipid binding. The transcript is spliced from 15 exons. Gene Ontology annotation, cellular component: plasma membrane; endosome; clathrin vesicle coat. NCBI's taxonomy places the organism in Eukaryota, Metazoa, Arthropoda, Insecta, Hymenoptera, Colletidae. The record is from RefSeq and is a predicted model, not a curated record. The coding region runs from base 403 to 2175 and encodes 590 amino acids. Gene Ontology annotation, biological process: endocytosis.